CCAUAAAUAAGCUUGUGAAUGAGAAUUAUAGUAAAAAUGUUAACACAAAGACAAAACAAAAUCUUUAAUCGAAAAACUGUGUUAUUUGUCACAAGUGGUUCAAUCGGUUCAACAACUUUUAAUCGUGAUUAUAUUUUAGACUAUAGCUAUUAUGUGAUGGAAAUUGCAUUGGUGCACUCAAAAAUGACUUUCACAUUGAAAAUUCAACUAGACAAUGUCGAACCUCGAAAAAGUGCCAAAUUUGGUUGGUAUUGGCCACCAAUUAUCUGUGUUGCAUGGUUUGCAAUAUUUUACGCAGCCGUAAUUCCAAGUUAUUUUGCUUAUCCGAAAAUACUUUUAACCAAAAAUGAACAUUUACAUCAAGAUGAAUUUAUUGGUGAAAGAGCUGAAUUACAAUUAUUAGCUUUGUCAAAUAUUGGUGUAAAAUUAGCUGGUACACCUGAACAUGAAAAAGCUGUCGACUAUCUACUCGAACAAAUUGAGAUUGUUAAGAAAAAUGCUCGAUAUGAUUUGUAUGAUAUUGAAGUUGAUGUACAAUUUUCUUCGGGAGAGUUUUUGCUGUGGAAAAUGGUUACAAUUUAUCAUAAUAUGCAAAAUGUUAUUGUUAAAUUGAGUCCGAAAAAUACAAAUAGUUCAGCUUAUUUGUUGGUCAAUAGUCAUUUUGAUUCAGAAAUUGGAUCACCAGCUGCUGGUGAUGCUGGAGUCAUGAUUGCCAUCAUGCUUGAAACUCUUAGAGUGAUUUCUAUAUCCGAAAGACCUUUGAAUAAUCCAAUAGUGUUUUUGUUCAAUGGAGCUGAAGAGAACAAGCUUUUGGGAUCACAUGGUUUCAUAACAAAGCACCGAUGGGCAGAAAACGUUAAAGCUGUUAUCAACCUUGACUCUGCAGGCUCUGGCGGAAGAGAGGUUCUUUUCCAAUCAGGCCCAGGACAUCCAUGGCUUACAAGGUAUUAUGGAAAAUAUAUUCCCCAUCCCUUUGCAUCAACGAUAGCUGAAGAACUGUUCCAAAACAAUUUCAUUCCAUCGGAUACUGAUUUUCGAAUAUUCCGCGAUUAUAAAGGUGUCCCAGGCUAUGAUUUGGCCCAUAGUAACAAUGGAUACGUCUAUCACACGAAAUUCGAUCGUUUCAAUAUAAUUCCCCAGGGAACUUAUCAAACUACUGGAGAAAAUAUUCUCGCUUUAACAAGAGCUUUGGCUAAUGCACCUGAACUAGAAGAUCCAAGUAAACACGCAGCUGGUCAUACUGUUUUCUAUGACUAUCUCGGUUGGUUCACUGUUCACUACACAGAGGGCAGUGGUGUAGCUAUCAAUCUUGUAACUUCUAUAGCAGCUUUUGUGAGCAUUGGUGUCUCUGUUUGGAUGAUGUUGAGGGAAAAAGCCUACGAAACUAAAGACUGUUUAAUAAGAUUUGCUCAGAUUUUCGGAGUUCAAUUGUUAACUGUGAUACUUGCAAUUGGCCUGGCAAUCCUGGUUGGAAUGCUUGUUCGUGUAUUGGGAUUGGCAAUGUCAUGGUAUAAGGAUUCAUGGAUGCUAUUUGGAAUAUAUUUUUGUCCCAUAUUCUUUGCUAUGGGAAUUAUUCCGGCUUUUUAUUUGGGAUGGACUAAAGAUAAAACUGUGAUAACUCUACGACACUCAGUGUUCAUGUUUUUACAUUCUCAAGCUAUAAUCUUAGCUCUCAUAACGAUUUUGAUGACAGGGUUUGCUAUACGAUCAGCUUUUCUUCCAAUGGUUGGAGUGUUUUUCUAUACAUGCUCAGUUAUAAUCAGCAUUAUUGGAUAUUUGAUCUUCAAAUGGAAGCCCAUUUGGUUCCCCGUUCAUUUAAUUUGCAACAUACCAUCAUUCUGGUUCUAUUCCUACGUGACAUUUACCUUCUGUCAUGUGUUUGUUGCAAUGCAAGGCCGUGAUGGACCUAAUAGCAAUCCGGAGCUAUUUAUUAGCGAAGUGGUUUCUGUUUUAGCCCUUCAUGUUGGUGGAUUUGUUAUUCCAUUAUUCCAUUAUUUCCGCAAACCAAAACUAUUUUUCUCAUCGUUUCUUGUGAUAACUUUGAUAUUUUUUGGCCUAGCCUUUUCGCCAAUAGGUUUUCCAUUUCAAAAGGAUAUAAGUGCGAAAAGGUUUUAUGUCCUUCAUACAAAUCGAGUAUUUCAUGACUAUGGUGGUGAGGUUUCACGAAACGAAUCAGGAUAUUACGUUCAGCCUGUUGAUCCGAGAAAUGUUGACUUAGAUGAUUCAGUUUUUAAAAAUGCAAUGCCAUUGAGCUAUACUACUGAGAACUGUGCAACUGAAAUGUACUGUGGGCUACCUUUAUCCAGUACUAGAUGGAAGGAUUGGAACGCUUACAGUCGAUGGGUACCAUCAGGAAGGCCCAAAAUAACCGACACAAUAAAUCUUCAACUAAAGGCAAAGAGUUUACUGACACCAACAAAAAUUCGUUAUGAAUUUAGUUUAACUGGACCAGAUCGAACGGUGAUAUAUAUUGGUCCUUUAGAAGGUGUAGAAGUCACUGAUUGGUCAUUUAAUCGAACACCGUUAGAAGACAAAAAAUACAAACCACCAUAUUUCAUUUAUACAACUUAUUCAAAAGAGUUGAUUCCAUUGAAUUUUUGGAUCGAAUUUGAGCGUUCAAAUGCAACAUGGGAAGGACCAACAUUUAAAUUAGCUGUUGGUGGACAUUUGAUGCAUCAUCAAAAAUAUUAUACCAGAGAAUAUAAACGAUAUUUAGCAAGUUUCCCAGAAUGGGUGUAUCCAACCGCCUGGGUUGCAUCACAUGAAAGUUGGCUUUUUUAGUUAUUGA
Molecule: messenger RNA, 2788 nt
Organism: Episyrphus balteatus (marmalade hoverfly)
Lineage: Eukaryota; Metazoa; Arthropoda; Insecta; Diptera; Syrphidae
Product: endoplasmic reticulum metallopeptidase 1-like
Exons: 13
Coding region: 19-2781 (920 amino acids)
Biological process (GO): proteolysis
Molecular function (GO): metalloexopeptidase activity
Source: RefSeq, a predicted model, not a curated record